UUAAAGGCUAAUGCCCCAGAUGCUGGGAAUGUGCUAUUCAGCAAGAAGACGAGAGGGGUCCUGUGCUCCGGAGGCCAGAAAACAGGACAUCUCAUGAACAAACCAGAUCAUCUGCAGACAGAUGUCUGCAGUGGUCGGAGCCACUACAGCCCAUCCUGGGGCAGUAGCCUAGAAGAACUGACAGGAACAAACCCAAGAGGGUUUUGUAGGGGCAUCUAUCAAUGGCCCGACCUCUUGGUGACUGAUUGGAUGGGGACGCACAAAAGGAAGGCCCUCCAGGAGACCAGCAAAUACGAGGACACAUCCAUACCGAGGGGACCACGCCGCCAUUCAGAAGCAGACGCAGACGGUGUCAUUAAACGGAUAAUCUCCAAGCGGAAAAAAGGAGGUGUAGACAGUGUGCACGUCCUCAGGCCACCAUCUGCCGCCCGCCUGCCACACGCCACCAUGCGCUGCCUCCUCAGCCUGGCCCUAGCCUUGCUUGUGCUGGAAGUGACCCUCGCUGUGGUCCCAGCCUUCAUCUCGCCAGAGCAGGCCGUGUGCCCUGAGGCCAGCUCCUCUGAGGAGGCGCCCUGCGUCAAAACCUGCCUCACCGACAACGACUGUCUUGGCAACAACAAGUGUUGCCCCAGCGCCUGUGGCCGCUCCUGCAAAACCCCCACCAUCGUAUUGACUCCAAAGGUUGGCAGCUGCCCCUGGGUACAGCCCCCAGUGAGCCCAGAGCUCUGCCAAGAGCAGAGUGAGUGCUCCAUGGACAGCCAGUGUUGGGGAAACAAGAAGUGCUGCUUCAGCCGCUGUGCCAGGAAGUGUCUGGACCCUAUCCUAGAGGACGUCCCUCAGUGAGAGACAAUUCCCCAAGAGCCCCUGCUGCCAGGAGUGACUGCCCCAAGUUUGCUAUGCAGAAACCAACUCUCAUGGAUCCAGAGAGUGCAUGAUGCCUUCUACCGGCUGCUAAUUAAAAAAUCUGCUCAGCUUCA
Messenger RNA from Saimiri boliviensis boliviensis (Bolivian squirrel monkey), 977 nucleotides. The record is from RefSeq and is a predicted model, not a curated record. NCBI's taxonomy places the organism in Eukaryota, Metazoa, Chordata, Mammalia, Primates, Cebidae.